This is a messenger RNA of Trichobilharzia regenti, 2313 nucleotides long. The record is from the annotation of a GenBank genome assembly. Lineage: Eukaryota; Metazoa; Platyhelminthes; Trematoda; Strigeidida; Schistosomatidae.
UAAACAAACAGUUGGUUCUAGUAAGGGGGACACAAAAGGUUUUAAACGGACAGAAUUUUAUUUUCAACUUCAUAAAAAACUACAGAGAACAUUUUCACUUGCCCCAAAGAUUUCUUUGGCGCGCAGAAACUAAUUAAUACGCUACUGUCGGAUUUUUAUUGAUUGUCUUCAAUACUACGUUUCAAAUACCAGUCGAUUUCAGAAAACCUUUAUUUGUAACGUACCAUGACAAAUACCACACAUGCAUAUCUAUACGAAAAACAUGGGCCAGCUCACAUCACUCUAGAAUCUCUUCUUGAUUCUACAGGUCUUACACCCCCUUCUCCUCUCGCAGAAUCGAUUGGUACUUCUCUAACUGAUAUGAAUUCGGUGUCUGCAAUAAAAUAUAAUGUACCACACAGUUAUUAUGCUAAUCCUACUAUUUAUGUGAUGGAUCAAACAACUAACACUACCGAAAAUUCUUCCAUUAAUGAGUCUCGAAAGCAAACAUUGUUGCAGAAUGUGUGUUUGGAACUUGUUUAUCUUCUUAAAGAUCAAGAUGUUAAUGGCUACUUUCUCUAUCCACUGCCACACUCCAGAUAUUCUGAAUCUUCAUCGCAUUCACUUGGAUUAUUAGAUGUUGAAAAACAAGUCUAUAAGAGAUAUUACAAGAGUUUAUCGGAGUUUCAGGAAGACAUUAUUGGCUUACUCACAGGUGCUGUUCGAUAUUAUCAGGUUGAAUCAAUGGCACAUAAUGAAGCACAGCGACUACUAAAUCUGAGCAAUGAUUGGUUUAAUUCAUUAUCUCCAGAAUAUGCUAUUAACUUAAGUCAUCCAGAUGACAAUUCACCGUUGGUUCAAAAAGGUGCACAGACUGAAAGACCCGAUAAUAUUGACGAUAAUGACCUCAUACCUAAGGAAACCUACUUGAAAAUUUUAAAUCCAGAUAAUUGUGGUAUUAUCAACAAAACAGAGCGGGUUCAAAGUAUUGGAGAUGAGGCAGGUCACUUGUACUCAGGUUCCUUUUUACUCCCCACUGGCGGCUAUCGAGAAGAUCGACGCAAUAAAGUCAUACCAUACACAUAUUUGGACUACGGUCCCUAUUACUCAUUUGCUCCUAUCUACGAUAGCGGGGCUUCUCAUUGUACUCCUGAAUCGAACCAGUUGUUACUAGGGACAACUUGGCUUCCAGCUCGUACUCCAUUGAUGCUCGGCAAACGUUCCUUCGAUGGUUUGGAUUCAAACAGUGGUUUGUGUGACAUUGAAAUCACAGAUGAAACAAUAUCUACCGUUUUGGAAAUGGGGGACCAGCAAUUGGCUGUUUCCCUGGCAGUUGCAGAAAGUGAACAGCGUACAGCUGAACAAAUGUCGUCUGAAUUGGAGGAUAUUAUUCCCGGCCCAGAUGUACCUGAUGAAUUUGUGUUUAGCAUGUGUUUGGCCAAUACAUUUACUCGUGAUCUUAUUAAAAGGGAAGAAGAACGUUGUGAUAUGGAUUCAAAUGAUUCGUGUAAUGAAUUCAAAGAGUCGAAGACAAUAACCAAUGGAGAAACUUCAGAGGACUGUGUGGGAUCUUCAGUUGCCAUCUGUGAAUUGGAUUCCAUUUCUCAUCAUAAUUUGGCAGAUUCAAAUAUCAGUACAUAUUCUGGAGAUCAAAAUAACAUUAAUGAUACAAGUCAAUUGGAAACAGAAUUAAUAAAAUCUAGUGAAGACUUAAAUGCACUUUACUGUGCACAAUAUUUAAGACUUAGUGAUACAUCACAAGCUGCAAAUCAUGGUUCAACAAUACAACCAAAUUCAAAAGAAUUAUCCAUUGCGCAUAGAUUAACAGAAAGAUUAAUUAAACUAACAAAAUGUGCUCGUCCUCAAGAUGUUAUUCACUUACAUUCAGUAAGAAAAGCAAUGGGUUUAAAUCCUGAUGAUUAUUUUUUACCUGAAGAUUUGAAUUCAACGGAUAACUUGGUUGUUGGUGCUGAAUAACUUGACUGUCAAAAUGUCGCGAAGUCUUUUGAUGUCGUUGUUUUUGUUGUAUAAUGUAUAAUAUAUAUACUCUUUUAUUCUGAAGCCUGUGUUGCAUUCCUGUUGUGGCCUAGUAUUAAGGUCAGCAAGGCUGUCUAUCAGAGUAAAAGUAAUAUUUAAAUGUAAAUAAGUAGUUUACUAUUGUCCUUCCACAUUUUUGUUUCUCUACCAAAUUUUAUUUAUAGUUUUUUUUCACAUUAUGUAUUAUACAUGCUUUUAGCACACCUCAUAUCCUUAUCAAUAUGAUGUUUUCUAAUAUAUGUAAAUUAUUAUUCAGUCUCUUUUUUUACGCAUAAAUAUAUUUAUAGUUACAUAUUA